GUCUGUGUGUGUGGAUUGGAUUCACAUGUUUCAUGAACGGUCAUCGAAUAUUUUUUCUUACUAUGCACGAGUUUUGUCACGGACAGAUUUCUAUUGAGCCUCGUUUGUGUAGAAGAUCAACAUGGAGACCCAAGUGAAAAACGCCAUCCAUGAGAUACCCGAUCUUCAAAGAGUUCCAGACCCUGUAUCUCCAUAUGAUGCUUCAUUGAAAACUAUUGUUGUCGACAAUGGUUCGUACGAAUGCAAAGUCGGCUGGAAUUCCGAUCCUGCACCCCGGAUGAUUUUCCGGAGUCAUUCCACCAAAAUCCGCGGACAAAAAGGAGGAGAGAUAUGUGUGGGGAACGACAUUGCCAACUAUGAAGCCUCAGGUUGGAUGCCGCUGAAGAGUCCCUUCGAAAAAAACAUUGCCAGUCACCCCGAGAUUCAGGAGCAUAUCUUCGAUCACAUUUUCACAAAGCUAGGUUUCCACGGUGAAGCGUCCAGGAUAGAUCAUCAGAUCGUAGUGACCGAACCCAUAUGUAAUCCGAAUUACUAUCGCCAAUAUAUGUCCGAGCUGUUAUUCGAAUGCUACGGAGUGCCCAGUGUCGUUUAUGGUAUCGAUUCGAUGCUCAGCCUGGAGCACAACAUCCCCCAUGUUCAAAAUGCCCUCGUCAUCGGUCUUGGCCACGCCGUUUGUCACGUCGUUCCCGUGCUUGGCAACGAAGUCCAAUUCAAACGUUCCAAGAGAAUCUCCAUCGGAGGACAGAACGUUGUUGCAACGCUGCAACGGCUCCUGCAGCUGAAACAUCCACAUCUCGCCGCGGCGAUCAAUAAUUCGCGUUCAGAAUACCUAACUCACACGUUCUGUGAGUUCGCGCUCGAUUACGACGAUGCGGUUCUCAAGUUCCGAGACGUCGAGCAUCUGAACAAGAACACAACAAGGAUUCAGCUACCCUUGAAGUCCAUCCAGGCAGCCGCCACGGCCACGACGACCGCGGGAAAAAUGGACGUGUGUUAUGCGAUUAUUCAACGCGUGGAGAGUGUGAUGUCGCAAAAGUACAAGAUGAAACUCAACGACAGUCAGGAAAAACUGAAGCAGUUGCUCGUCAUUCACGAGAUGGCUGUCUGCGAGGAGGAUCCGCGGAAGAGGAUCUUCACCCUGAACGAUCUCGGUUUUGACAGCUUGGAGGAGGUGGAAGCCACGAUAUCGAUGCUCAGACACCGCAUCGAGAACACCCUCCAGAGCGACCUUCCACCGAUCGUGGAUCUAUGCCACUACUCGGACCCGGAGUCCUGGCUACUGUCGCUCCGGAGAGUCCGAGAAGAUCUCAAGUCUAAAAUCUCUGAUGACAGCGACGCACAACGACCAUAUGGCUCUCGAGAGGAACGGCUUUCCGAUGAAGAAACAUUAGACCGGAUUGAGCUGAUCAUUUUCGAAACGGAACGAGAAUUCAGGAGACCUUCCGUGCUGGAUCUAGAUAAUCUGAGGAGCUCAUCCGCCAUCUCGAAAUUUUACCAACUCCUGUUGUCAACGGAGAAGUAUCGAGCCCCAGAGGUCCUCUUCCAACCGACCGCGAUGUUGGGCUUGGAGCAGCCCGGUCUCAUAGAGACCGUAGACAGAGUGCUGCAGCAGUUCGAAAUCGGAGAACAGAGGGAUAUGGCGCAGAAAAUUUUCGUCACUGGGGGUCCCGCCUGUAUUCCUGGUCUCAAGGAGCGUCUCGAGCGCGAGAUCCGGGCGAUUCGACCUUUCCAGAGUGAUUUCGAAAUAAUAAUGGCGCGACAACCGGAUCUAGAUGCGUGGAACGGAGCUAAAGCGAUUGCCAGUGAUGAGAGUGUUCUGCAGUUCGCCGUGUCGCGUGAAGACUACGAUGAGUUCGGACCGGACUUCAUAAAGAAAUUCAAGUGGUCGAACAUCUACGCCCCGUCUCCUCUCGUCGUCAGGAUCUGA
Molecule: messenger RNA, 1927 nt
Organism: Galendromus occidentalis (western predatory mite)
Lineage: Eukaryota; Metazoa; Arthropoda; Arachnida; Mesostigmata; Phytoseiidae
Gene: Arp5
Product: Actin-related protein 5
Exons: 1
Coding region: 122-1927 (601 amino acids)
Source: RefSeq, a predicted model, not a curated record